UUAGUUUGAUGAACAUUUCCAGGAUCUUCCAUUUACUUUAAAAAACAUGAAAAUUAAAAUUUUGCUAUCGAUUUUUCUGUUCAUUAUUUUAAAUGCAGAAUGUGCAUUAUAUGAUAUAUCAUUUGAUAGAAUAGAAUCUAUCCCUGGUGAAGGCGGAGUUAUUGUUUUUGAUGCUAGAACAGUGAGAGUUAAAAAAUUCAACAGAACAACAUAUGUCAUGAACGGAAAUGGAAGCUUAUAUAGACCACUUGAUCGGGAUACUAUUAUAAAUUUGACUGUUUUCUUCUUUGAAGCCGGUGAAUACAAGAUUUUUCUCAGUAAGACUUUUGGUUUCUGCGAGUUUAAAAACUUACCCGGACAUAAAGAAAUUCUCGAAGACUUUGAAGCACACACCAACAAUCCAGUGCCUUCAGAUGCUUGUCCUUAUCCAGCAAUGGACAAACAAAUAACUAACUAUGCUUUGAAGGAAGAACGUUUUAAUUUUAUCCCACCAGGUUUACCAGGAGAAAAGUGGCGAAUCAAUUUCUUAUUUAAUGAAAAUGGAGUUGAUUUGGGUGGCUUCAAUGUUUAUGUAAUUUUGAAAACUCAUAACAUAUUUGCUAAAAAAGAAUCUUGAUGAUUGUAUUCUAAUUAUUUUAAAACAAUUUAAUCAAUGAAUAAAUAUGUAUACAAACAGAAUGUAAAAAUG
Messenger RNA from Clunio marinus, 688 nucleotides. The record is from the annotation of a GenBank genome assembly. NCBI's taxonomy places the organism in Eukaryota, Metazoa, Arthropoda, Insecta, Diptera, Chironomidae.